Molecule: messenger RNA, 276 nt
Organism: Enterospora canceri
Lineage: Eukaryota; Fungi; Microsporidia; Enterocytozoonidae
Source: the annotation of a GenBank genome assembly
AUGAUAUACGGGGUUGGUUUCCUUCCAGUAUUCAAAGUGAUUCAUAGGAUGAUUAAUCAGAAUGAAACGGCAGAAGAAGUGAUUGGGACAACCACUGCAGUACCUGAUCCAUCAUACUCUACCUUAAACGGUAAUGUUCCAUGGAUUAUUGGAAUUUGUUCGGCAUUGUCACUUGUGAUGAUCUUUGGUUUGAUUAGGUGUCUAAUCAGAGGAAGAAGAUCAAGAAGAAUUGAUAUUGGUCUGAGUGAGAUGAACACAGCUGCAAAUAUGAAAUGA